AAGAGGCAUGACGGGGGGGCACGGGGAGGGUUCUAGCUCCUGCCCUGGCCGGAGGGUCUCUGGCCGUUCUUGCACGCUGCUGGGCCGUGCCUGGGGCCACGGGGGCGGCAGGACCGACCCGGCGGGGGGGGUCGCUCGCAGCCGUGCCGACCGCCCCUGCGCCGCGUGCACAGCCCUGCGGGCGCAGAGCCGCACUGCGGGCCGGGCUGGAAGCGGCAGCGGCGAUGCUCCAGGGCUGGGGGAGCUAGGCCCCACCAUCAACGGGCGGGCGCUGGCGGUGUGCACGCUGAGGGAGGAGGAGAGCCGUGUCUUCACCUGCCGGACCGCCCGGCCGGUCCCCGGCACCGCGCUGGUGUGGUACCUCAACGGCCAGAAGCACGAAGCAAACUGCUCGGCCACGGGUGCUGCCAGCACCCUCACCCUCACUGCCCGGCGCGCCGACCGUGAGCUCAGCUGCUCCCUGACAGACCCGGUCUCUGGCAAGACCUACAACGCCUCAGUCCUCCUCGACGUGCAGUAUAAGCCAGAGAUCCUGCGGGCAGAUGCCCACUACCAGGUCGAUGGCACUGGGAUUCUCCUGGUGCUCUUUGCGCUGGUGCAAGCCAACCCACCUGCCAGCGUCACCUGGGUGGACCAGGACGGGCACGUGAUGGGAAACACCUCAGAGUUCCUCCUCUUGGGUGCCAUACAUUACCCAGGCCUAUCCAACCACUCGCUCCGCAUCCACCUCAGCAGUGCAGCUGGCAACUUCUCUCUCAGCGCUGCCAACAGUGUGGGUGUUGCCACUGCCUCCCUCCUGCCCCCAGGGCUGCUGGAUGCCCGUGUGAAGCUGCCCCUCCUGGGCGUUGUUGUUGGAGCAGCCCUGGCCCUGGGCACCUUGCUCAGCCUGGGUUCCUGCGCUGCCUACCUGGCAUGCUGCCGGCCCAAGCCAGUGCCAGGUAAGGGUCAGGCAGGAGGGAGCAGCCCGCUCGGCCAGUGCUCCCACAGCUCCGAGCAUGUGCAGCCCUGGGGCACACGCCUGCCUCGCCAGACUCAAUCCCUGCCACCCAACCUGCACCUCGUCGACCUGAUGCAGGAGGCCAGAGCUUCUCCCAAGGAUGUAAGAGCUAGUGCCAGCGCGGAGGAGAGCACACUGCCAGGGCUGGAGCACUCCUUAGUUCUCAGCAAGCUCAGUGAGGGGACGUGGGCAGGUUUUGUCCAGCUCCCGACAUCCGGGCGCGUCUACAAAAUGCCCAGCACGAGCAGUGAAGAGAUCUGGCUGUGAGACGCCACGUGGUGCCCAUGAGCCAGGGCUGCCCAGCACCAGCUGGUAGAGUGGUGCCUGUCCGGAGCUGCAUACCUGUGAGUUCUUGAACUCCGAGUAGAGGGAGAAGAGGAUGUGCAGAGGCUGG
Molecule: messenger RNA, 1391 nt
Organism: Falco peregrinus (peregrine falcon)
Lineage: Eukaryota; Metazoa; Chordata; Aves; Falconiformes; Falconidae
Gene: TMEM25
Product: transmembrane protein 25
Biological process (GO): negative regulation of excitatory postsynaptic potential
Source: RefSeq, a predicted model, not a curated record